AAAAGGUUAAAAUCUUCCUUAUGCCGGGGAUAGAAAAAAGUACCUCUGAACCAAAACCUACAGAUGACCAGGAUGACCCUGGUGUUGGGGAGACAUCUGGUGGUCAGGCUGCUGAUGAGGAGGCGGGGGCAGUGGGUGGGGAGACUGAGAAUGGCCAGGGCGGUCAGAGGAAAUACAUUACUAUAGAAACUGACGUCACAGUGGAGGAAUGUCUGGGUGAUACCUCUGUAGAGGGAGUCUGGUUCUGCAGUCACUGUCGUAGUUUGUUCAUAUCUGUGUUUGCCGCCAGUUUCGAGGUCGAGGAAUUAAGUGUUUUCCUGGUUGACAACGUUCUAUAUAUAGAAGGGAAUCACACGCCAAGACAUGGGGAGAUAACCACACCCGCUAGGACAUUCACCCAGACCUUUAUUAUCCCCCCUGUCAGACCUGAUCACUAUGAUUUAUCUUCUGUCUCCAGCUUCACUAAUGGCGACUAUCUCUGUGUCUGCAUUCCCUCUCAUCUUGAUAAACACGAACACUGAUUAAUGCUUAUCUAAAGAGAAAAUAUCAAACAAUAAAUUGCAUUUCU
Saccostrea cuccullata (small rock oyster) is the source of this 568-nucleotide messenger RNA. RefSeq lists its product as uncharacterized. NCBI's taxonomy places the organism in Eukaryota, Metazoa, Mollusca, Bivalvia, Ostreida, Ostreidae. The record is from RefSeq and is a predicted model, not a curated record. Bases 21 to 521 code for a protein of 166 amino acids. The transcript has 2 exons.